Molecule: messenger RNA, 922 nt
Organism: Aspergillus aculeatinus CBS 121060
Lineage: Eukaryota; Fungi; Ascomycota; Eurotiomycetes; Eurotiales; Aspergillaceae
Exons: 3
Coding region: 96-839 (247 amino acids)
Source: RefSeq, a predicted model, not a curated record
CACGACUGUCAGUAAGGGCUCACCUGUACCCUGGUUUAUCGCUAGCCUUGAACAUUUGGUCAUGAUAGUCAUUCAAUUGCUCUUGACAUGUAAUCAUGGAAAGUGAAGCAGACUCCACCGUUCAAGAAGAGGUCGAUAUCCUCAUGUUCGAUUAUCUUCUCUGCACAACAAUUGACCAACUCCUAUGCUACGGAAGAGCGAAGGCGGAAGGGCAGAAGCGAGAAGACCAUAAUAUCGAGUGGUACCUGAGAACAAUUGAAACAACUAGAGCAGUGUUGUUAGACCCAAGUAGUCUUUCGGAUGACAUAAAUACCAAAGACCGACUGUUGAAUUUUGCCGUGAUAUUUUGUCACCGGUAUGCUUUACUACAGAACAGUGCUCCGGUGGUAACUGCUUUGUUCCUACUGGCCAACUUUCUCGCGCUCUGCGAAGGCGAAGGACCAGGGGAGAGCUGGCCAGAGCUCAAGGAUGCCAUUUCAGCUCACCUGAUUAUGGCGGCCGCACAAGAGGAGCUCGCGGCGGCCGGCAUUCAAUCAACCUCGGACUACGACGAGUGUAUUCACCGCGUGCACGAGGCCAUAGAAGAACAAUCGCCGGCGAAAGGACGACAAGGGUAUCUGAAAUACUUCCAGCCACCUAGCGGUUUGUCGCUAGAGGUUCACCUAAGGGACAUAUCGAAUGAACUACCCGCAGCUCAGCUUGCACGUGCUGUGGUUGAAUACCUGACCAACUUAAUGCAAUCGCUAGAUCCACCCAUACUGCUGCAGUUAGAGAGAGGGAAACUCGGUGGACUCACCCGUGAAGAGACCAGGCGGCUUAAAGAAAGAGUAGGACUAUGAAAGCCACAAUUCGGUCAUCUGUACAGUUUAUAGUCGGACAUUGGGGAGACAAAUCACAAGACUAGCUGCAAUGGUGGGCCUCU